AUGUAUAAGGCUUCUCCCGUCCCCGGUGAUGCAGUUGGUCUUGAACUCUGCCCUGAAGCGACCACGGGCGCGAUUGGGCUUCGGGGUAACGACAACCGGUCGCUGGUCGACGAAUCGGCCGCUGAAGAGAAUCGAGAGUGCGAGAACAAGCAUUCCAAAGAGGCCGAGGAGACAAGAAGGAGGAGGCACAAGGUCAUGACUAUGAUCUGGCAUGGCAGGGACAGCAAAGGCAUGCUACUGCCGCGGUCGACACGCCGCAAAUCCAGACGGCACACCAUCCCAACCAUACCUCAGCACGAAGAUGAAGAUAAUGUAUGGCCGCAAUUGACACCAGACCAUAAACCCCAGACAGGGUUGUUCAUGUCCCGCAUCGGCAGAGCCCUCUGUCCGACCCUCCAGCGACGAACGCCGAAGCCAAUCUCCCUCCCCAUCGACGAGGUCCCGAGACUGCGUUUCGACGACUGUCACCACGAGGUCCACAUAUCCGGCGGCUAUGCAACAGCAUCACCACCACGAUCACCACCCCCAUCAAGCCCCACGUCCCAACUGCAGACCCAACCUCGCCAACGACGCACCAACCUCUUGGCGCGAGCCAGAACGUCGUGCCUGGAGAAGCUGGACGACUCCCGCCUGGCCCGGCGAUGUUGCUGCAUGCGCGUCGCUGGUCGGCUGGGAGGGCGGGGAGGCGGCGGCAAGUCGCGGCUGAGGGCCUCGACGACGUCGUGCUGCUCUACUACACCUUGGAGCAGCUCUACAAACAUGGGCGUGACCGAGACCGGCGGCGGUGGCGGUGGCGGAUGGGCACUGGAGAUUUACUUUGCCAUGGAGUUCGAGGUCCAAUCGGAACCUCGGCACGAUCCUGUUCCUCUGGGGUAG
Molecule: messenger RNA, 876 nt
Organism: Pyricularia grisea
Lineage: Eukaryota; Fungi; Ascomycota; Sordariomycetes; Magnaporthales; Pyriculariaceae
Exons: 2
Coding region: 1-876 (291 amino acids)
Source: RefSeq, a predicted model, not a curated record